AUGGGAUUUCCAACUGGUCCACUAUUCGAAGGACACAAAUGGGUUGUCUUGGUUCUCAAAGUAGGUCUCAUGGGGAUGAUCAUGGUUGCUAGAACGUCAUCAGGAGAUGAAAUUGGGACACCAUCAGCCGGUUUACUAUGUAUCAGCGAAUGUGGAACAUGUCCGGUCAUUUGUUCACCCCCACCGGCACCAUUUUCGAAGUCGUUUCCACCACCGUCGCCGGUUCACCACCCGUCACCGCCGACGGUUCCUUACUUUUACUUUCCACCACAAACUCCGCACCACUCCCCGCCACCAUUGGAAUUGGAAUCUUUCUCACCGCCUCCAUCUCCACCUCGUCCGCCUCCGCCGUCGACUUCCUCCAAGGGCAGUCCACCACCACCACCUCCUCAGUAUGUCUACAGUGCACCUACAGGCCAAGGGUCACCUUCAGUAGGACCGCAUGAGUACCCUUACCCUUAUUACUAUUUCUAUUCAUCCGAGGCCUCUUCUAUUUCUCUUCAUGUGUCAAUCUCAGUUGUAAUGUUGUUUCUCAAUGCUGCAUUGUUCCAUUGUUGA
Hibiscus syriacus is the source of this 558-nucleotide messenger RNA. RefSeq names its product leucine-rich repeat extensin-like protein 1. The coding region runs from base 1 to 558 and encodes 185 amino acids. The record is from RefSeq and is a predicted model, not a curated record. The transcript has a single exon. NCBI's taxonomy places the organism in Eukaryota, Viridiplantae, Streptophyta, Magnoliopsida, Malvales, Malvaceae.